Molecule: messenger RNA, 677 nt
Organism: Phacochoerus africanus (Common warthog)
Lineage: Eukaryota; Metazoa; Chordata; Mammalia; Artiodactyla; Suidae
Gene: MRPS24
Product: mitochondrial ribosomal protein S24
Exons: 4
Coding region: 31-534 (167 amino acids)
Biological process (GO): translation
Cellular component (GO): mitochondrion
Source: RefSeq, a predicted model, not a curated record
GCCCCCAGGCGGCACUCCGCUCGGCCCAAGAUGGCGGCGUCCGUGUGCGGCCGGGGGCUACGGCCGCUGGUGCUGUCGUGGAGCCGGGAGCUGCCCUGCGCCUGGCGCGCCUUGCACACCUCCGCGGUCUGCGCCAAGAACCGGGCGGCCCGAGUCCGAGUGAGCAAGGGGGAUAAGCCAGUGACCUAUGAGGAGGCGCACGCGCCUCACUACAUCGCGCACCGCAAGGGCUGGCUGUCGCUGCACACAGGUAACCUGGACGGGGAGGACCAUGCUGCAGAGAGAACGGUGGAAGAUGUUUUCCUGCGCAAAUUUAUGCUGGGCACCUUCCCAGGCUGCCUGGCUGACCAGCUUGUUCUGAAGCGCCGGGCUAACCAGCUGGAGAUCUGUGCCCUGGUCCUGAGGCAGCUGCCCCCACACAAGUUCUACUUCCUUGUGGGCUACAGUGAGACUCUGCUGUCCCACUUUUACAAGUGUCCUGUGCAUCUGCACCUCCAGACUGUGCCCUCGAAAGUUGUGUAUAAGUAUAUCUAGGACGACGGCCCUUUUUGCAUCAAGCUCUAGCCUGCAGAAGAAAUCUGUGAAAAAGGACUGAAGUGAAACAGAGGAAAUUCAUCCCCUCGGGUUACUGAAGCUUUGUCUUCAAAGUUGCUGUUGAAUAAAUAGACUCUCCUUGU